Drosophila mauritiana is the source of this 666-nucleotide messenger RNA. RefSeq names its product B9 domain-containing protein 2 (gene B9d2). Bases 108 to 641 code for a protein of 177 amino acids. Lineage: Eukaryota; Metazoa; Arthropoda; Insecta; Diptera; Drosophilidae. Gene Ontology annotation, cellular component: MKS complex. Gene Ontology annotation, biological process: cilium assembly. The record is from RefSeq and is a predicted model, not a curated record. The transcript has 3 exons.
CAAAACAACGAAACCAAAAAUUUGACUGAAUGCCAGUCAACUAAAUAAGCUAGUGAUUAAAACUGACUAAGAAGCCGACUAAUAUAAAGUCCAGAGUUGAUGAAUUGAUGGCGGAGGUGCACAUAAUCGGGCAGAUAUUGAAAGCAGUUGACUUCGCCGAGCCGCAUCUGUACUGCAAGUGGAGUUUGCAGAGCGGAAACGCCUGGCGCCUGGUUCAGGGCGAGGUUCAGGGUCAGAGCCACGUGGCGUCCCACCGGCUCCAGAGCAGCUCGGAUUUCGCCCAGCCGCUGGACAUUCAUUUGAGCACCGCAUCCGUCCAGGGCUGGCCCCGCUUGCUGGUGGAAGUUUACGCCGUGAACGUACUGCAACAGUCCUGGCCCGUUGGCUACGGCUUUGUGCACGUGCCGUCCACACCCGGCACCCAUCGCCUGGAGAUCGGCACCUGGAAGGUGGCUCCCAACGGACUGUGGCAGUCGCUGCGUGAGCGUUUCGGGGGCGGAGGAGCGGCCCUUAGCAAGACGGAUCUGCUCUACUCGGGUGUUGAGCGUUACAAGUUACAAACUCUGAGUUCUGGAAAGGUCAUUGUUGAGCUGAACCUAAUCUUUAGAAAGUUCGACGAAUACGGCGUGGAGUUCAAGUAGCCAUGAAAGAAGUGCUGCUACUAGC